AUGUGGACGGAAAAUGUCGCCUGGCAGGUUCACCACCAUCCUCACGACGCCAUGCUGGCCAUAUUCCGGAAGAAGACGCGCAUCUUCGCCUCGCUAGGCCUCGUCGUCCUCCUGUAUCUCCUGCUCGCCCUCGUCCCCGAGCGCCGCGAAACGUUAUUCGGCUUCACCUACGUACGGUCGACCUACGACUGGUCCCAGCAUCCGCUGCGGUACCCGAUAUCCGAGUACACGCCCCUUCCUACGGGCGCGCCCCGGUCGUUGCCUCCCGUUCAGUAUCGCUUCACGACCGACCCGAGCCCCGAGGGUGUCGCGAGGAGGGAACUCAUCGCCGACCGACGCGCCGAGGUGAAGGCCGCAUUUAUCAAGAGUUGGACCAGCUACAAAAACAUCGGCUUCGGCUACGACGAGCUGCUGCCCGUCUCCGGUAAAGGGCACGAUGUGCCUGGAUUCGGCGGGUGGGGCGCCACGCUCGUCGACUCCCUUCCGACCCUGUGGAUCAUGGACCUCAAGGAGGAGUUCUACGAAGCCACCGCCGCCGCCGCCACCAUCAACUGGGCCCGCACCAAGGACACCUCGUGCAACUAUUUCGAGACCACCAUCCGGCACCUCGGCGGACUCUUGAGCGCGUACGACCUCAGCCUCGAACGGGUAUUGCUCGAGAAAGCAAUCGAGCUCGGCGAUAUGCUCUACAUGGCCUACGACACGCCAAACCACAUGCCCCCCUUCUGGAUGGAUUUCUCCAAGGCGAAGAAAGGGCAGCUCGUGGCCGGGUAUCACGACCCGUCGGCGUCUGUCGCCACCUCGUCGCUCGAGUUCACGCGGCUCACGCAGCUAACCGGGAACAGCAAGUAUUACGACGCCAUCAAUCGAGUGACGCGGGUGCUGGAGGAAUGGCAGAACCGAACGAGCCUGCCCGGGAUGUGGCCGGUCUUCUUCGAUAUGGCCCAGCUGGAGCUGGACAGCGAUAACAGCUUCAGCCUCGGCGCGCUAGCCGACAGCCUGUACGAGUACUUGCCCAAGACCUUCGCCCUGCUGGGAGGUCUGGAGCCGGUAUACGAAAAGCUGUACCGCGGCGCGAUGGAUACCGUCAUCGAGAACCUGCUGUUCCGUCCGAUGACGCCGAACCAGGACGACGUCCUCUUCUCGGGGAGCGUGUACGUCACGCCCAGCACGGGCCCGUACUUGACUGCGGAGUCGCAGCACCUCACCUGCUUCGCCGGCGGCAUGUUUGGGCUCGGCGGCAAGCUCUUCGACAUCCCCGAGCACGUCCAGAUCGGCGAGAGGCUCGCGCGGGGCUGCGUGUGGGCGUACGAUGCGAUGCCCGCCGGCAUCAUGCCCGAGGUCUUCACCCUCUUCAAGUGCGAGACGCUGGAGCCGUGCCCGUGGGACGAGGACGAAUGGCUGAACGGGGCUAACACGCAGCUCACGAGGGGCUUCAAGACCGCGCGCGACCCGCGCUACCUCCUGCGGCCCGAGGCUAUCGAGAGCGUGUUUCUGAUGUACCGCAUGACGGGGAACCCCGAGUACCAAGAGAUGGCGUGGAAGAUGUUCCAGUCGAUUCGGAGGGCGACGGAGACGAAGCUGGCAUUUUCCUCAAUCCAGUCGGUGCGGAACGCCGAGACCGUAAAGACGGAUUCUAUGGAGAGCUUCUGGUUGGCGGAGACUCUCCGAUACUUCUACCUGAUAUUCUCGCCACCAGAUCUUAUCAAUCUGGACGAGUACGUGCUCAAUACGGAAGCGCACCCCCUGAAGCGGCCCAGGUGA
This is a messenger RNA of Durotheca rogersii, 1764 nucleotides long. RefSeq names its product glycoside hydrolase family 47 protein. Gene Ontology annotation, cellular component: Golgi membrane; endoplasmic reticulum. Gene Ontology annotation, molecular function: mannosyl-oligosaccharide 1,2-alpha-mannosidase activity; calcium ion binding. Gene Ontology annotation, biological process: carbohydrate metabolic process; N-glycan processing. The record is from RefSeq and is a predicted model, not a curated record. Bases 1 to 1764 code for a protein of 587 amino acids. Lineage: Eukaryota; Fungi; Ascomycota; Sordariomycetes; Xylariales; Xylariaceae. The transcript has 2 exons.